This is a messenger RNA of Strongyloides ratti, 1791 nucleotides long. RefSeq names its product FAD binding domain and Electron transfer flavoprotein-ubiquinone oxidoreductase family and 4Fe-4S ferredoxin-type, iron-sulphur binding domain-containing protein. Gene Ontology annotation, cellular component: mitochondrial inner membrane. Gene Ontology annotation, molecular function: electron-transferring-flavoprotein dehydrogenase activity; iron-sulfur cluster binding. Bases 1 to 1791 code for a protein of 596 amino acids. Lineage: Eukaryota; Metazoa; Nematoda; Chromadorea; Rhabditida; Strongyloididae. Gene Ontology annotation, biological process: electron transport chain. The transcript has a single exon. The record is from RefSeq and is a predicted model, not a curated record.
AUGUUUAAAUUCACUCAGAAAUCGUUAAAUAAACUUACCCUUCCACUUAGAAAUGUUGUGGACGGUCGCUGGACUACAACUCACUACACCGUAAAAUCCCGUGAAAAUGAUUCCCGAUGGAAAGGAAUUGAUAUGGAAAGAACAGCUGAUGAAUUUGAUGUAGUUAUUGUUGGAGGUGGACCUGCUGGUUUGUCUUCUGCUAUCAAAUUUAAACAGUUAGCUCAAGAAAGUGGUAAAGAUAUCCGUGUAUGUGUUAUUGAAAAAGCUUCAGAAAUAGGGCAACACACUUUGUCAGGUGCUAUUAUUGAAACAUCUGGUUUAGCAAAACUUUUCCCAGAUUGGGAGUCAAUGGAUUCACCAGUUAAACAAAAAGUUACUAGUGAAUCUAUUGGUCUUUUAACACCUAAAGGAAGAAUUCCAAUUCCAGCAUUUCCCGGUGUUCCAUUAUACAAUAUUGGUAAUUAUGUUGUUAGACUUGGGCAUGUAGUAAAGUGGCUUGGACAAAAAGCAGAAGAGUAUGGAGUUGAAAUUUAUCCAGGAAUUGCAGCAUCUGAAAUAUUAUAUAAUGAUGAUGGAUCUGUAAAAGGAAUUGCUACUAAUGAUGUUGGAAUUAGUAAAGAUGGUAGUCCAAAAGAUUCUUUUGAACGAGGUAUGGAACUUCAUGCAAAAUGUACACUUUUUGCUGAAGGUUGUCGAGGCCAUUUAACUAAGCAAGUUAUGAAAAAGUUUAAUCUUCAAGAAGGUAAAUCUCAUAUGUCAUUUGGAAUUGGAUUGAAAGAGUUAUGGGAAAUUGCUCCUGAAAAACAUAAACCAGGAUACAUUGAGCAUACUUUGGGUUGGCCACUACAGCAUAAUCAAUACGGCGGGUCAUUCCUUUAUCAUAUUGAUGACAAUGGAUCACCAUUAGUUUCACUUGGUUUCAUUGUAGCACUUGAUUAUCGUAAUCCAUAUAUAAGUCCAUAUCAAGAAUUUCAAAGAUGGAAAACUCAUCCUUCAAUUUCAAAAUAUCUUGAAGGUGGAAAACGAAUUGCUUAUGGAGCACGUGCUUUAAAUGAAGGUGGUUAUCAAAGUGUACCAAAACUUCACUUCCCUGGAGGUGCUUUACUUGGUUGUGGAGCUGGUCUUUUGAAUGUUGCCAAAUUAAAGGGUACACAUACUGCCAUGCUUUCUGGAAUUACUGCAGCUGAGUCUAUCUUUCCAAAACUCGAAACUGAAAGCAACAUAAAUCCUAUUGAAUAUCAAGAAGCUAUGGAUAAUGGACAAGUUAUGAAAGAAUUGAAAAAAUCAAGAAAUGUUAGACCAUCUUUUAAUAAUAAAUUAGGAUAUUAUGCAGGUAUGGCAUAUACAGGAUUAUUUUAUGUAAUUGGUCGUGGAAUCGAACCAUGGACAUUAAAGCAUGGAAAAGCAGAUAAUGAAAAACUUCAACCAAAAGAAAAUUUCUCAAAAAUAGAAUAUGAUAAACCGGAUAAUCGUAUUACAUUUAAUAUUUUAGAUUCUGUCUCGUUAACUGGAACAAACCAUGAUGAAGAUCAACCCUGUCAUUUGACUUUAUUAGAUGAUAAUAUUCCUGAAUCAGUUAAUUUAAAAAUAUAUGAUGGUCCUGAACAAAGAUUUUGUCCAGCUGCUGUAUAUGAGUUUGUAGAAAAAACACCAGGAUCAAGUGAAAAACGUCUUCAAAUAAAUGCACAAAAUUGCAUUCAUUGUAAAACAUGUGACAUCAAAGAUCCAACUCAAAACAUAAAUUGGGUAACUCCUCAGGGUGGUGGAGGACCAAAGUAUGAUGGUUGCUAG